Molecule: messenger RNA, 2367 nt
Organism: Caenorhabditis bovis
Lineage: Eukaryota; Metazoa; Nematoda; Chromadorea; Rhabditida; Rhabditidae
Source: the annotation of a GenBank genome assembly
AUGCAUUCGAGGCAUCGCGACGACGACGACGAGCAGCUCGACGAGCAGCCGACGAAGUUUGUCGACAUCGCCAAAAAAUGGCCGAAACAAACAUUUUUGAUAAUCGGCAAUGAGUUGUGCGAGCGAUUCAGUUUCUACGGAAUGCGAGCGGUUCUCACACUUUAUUUCGUCAACGUUUUGCAUUUCAAAAACGCUCAUGCUACAGUAUUCUUUCACGCGUUUACGGUAGUUUCGUACAGCUCGCCUAUUCUGGGCUCAAUUCUUGCCGACGGCUACAUCGGAAAGUUUUGGACAAUCUUCUCGGUUUCGAUUCUAUACGCAAUCGGUCAAAUCCUGCUGGCAAGCGCUUCAAUCGCUCCAGAUGACAACCCAAUUCAUCCAUGGCUCGACAUGCUCGGCCUGCUCAUCAUCGGCAUCGGCACCGGCGGUAUCAAACCGUGUGUGUCGGCGUUCGGCGGCGAUCAAUUCCCGGCGCAUUACACCAAAAUGAUCUCCUACUUCUUCUCGAUGUUCUACUUCUCGAUCAACGCCGGCUCGCUCAUAUCGAUGUAUUUGACGCCGUACCUACGAUCGGUGCCGUGCUUCGGAAACGAUUCGUGCUAUCCGAUGGCGUUCGGUGUGCCGGCAAUUCUCAUGAUUUUGGCCACGUUGAUCUUCAUGGCCGGCUCGUUUUGGUACAAGAAAGUGCCGCCGAAGGAGAAUGUGAUCUCGCGUGUGAUGGCCACCAUCUCGCGGGCCCUCAAAAACAAAUCGUCGGGAAUUCCGCGAUCGCACUGGAUCGAGCACAGUCUCGACGGACACGUGUGCUCGAAAUCCAAAGUGUGCCGCGAAUUGCAUGGAAAGUGUGCCGAAAGAAAAUUCGUCGAGGAUGUCAAGGUGCUAUUCCGAGUCUGCCUCAUGAUGCUGCCGGUUCCAAUGUUCUGGGCCCUCUAUGACCAACAAGGGUCGACGUGGGUGAUUCAAGCAAUCAGUAUGGACGCUCACAUCACCGAUUCAUGGACUCUGAUUCCUGAUCAAAUGGGCUUUCUGAACGCCUUCAUGAUUCUGCUAAUGAUCCCAAUAUUCCAAUCGGGCAUCUAUCCAUUCGUCGAGAAAAUUGGCAUCAAAUUGACGCUUCUCCGAAAAAUGACGGCUGGCGGACUGUUGACCGCGACAGCGUUCAUCAUCUGCGGAAUUGUCCAACUGUUCGUCAAUCGCGAUCUUCCGAUUCUUCCGUCGGCCGAUGAGGCGCACAUGACAAUCAUCAAUACAUUCCCAACGUGCGAAUUUCACACCGAAAUCAACACGGUCGACUCGUUCCUGUUGCCGGCAAAUCAGACAAAACUGAAAGACGUCAUCGAGCCGGCGAUCAUCAAAGGAGGCAUCGAGUUCACCGCUAACAUCACCUUCGACAGCGAUGCUCCGAAUUGCCCGAAAUUCGUGGCGAAUCCCGUCCUCUAUUCCGGCUACUCCUACUAUCUCGCAUUGUCGCCGAUCGGCUGGGCCUACACCGCAACUCCAUUGAAGAAGCCGUCGAAUGGCCAAGGCGAAUUCGCGAUUAGCUUGAAUUACAUGGUCAGUUGUGAUAAUAUCCCAGAUGCUGUUACUUGGAAGGAGUGCAACUCGUCGACAUCCACCUACAACGGGGUGAUCGGAUUGUGCAAGGUCGACGAGCUGACGAGGCCCGAAGCGCCGUGCGAUCCGAAGUCCGACGGCAGGUUCUAUCAGUUCUCGCCGUCAAGGAGACACCAGUUGGAGGUGCAUGAUUAUCAAACCGGCGAGAUUACAAACACCGGCGCAACCUAUGAUGCAAUCGAUGUGAGACCUGGAACAUACCGCCUUUAUUACAUUGAUUAUGAGAUCGACUAUGUGCACAAUGCGAGACCGUCAGCUGAGCAAACGAGGUUCUAUCCACUCGACCUUCCACCGAUCACCCAAAACCAUAUGGGAGGAGUUUAUACUCUGACAAUCGCGACGAGGUCCAAAUUAGUCAAGGAUGUGGUAUCGUAUUCGCAAAUCAUGGUGCCUUACAACAAAGUGAGCAUCAUCUGGCAGAUUCCGCAGUACAUUGUGCUCACCGCCGGCGAGGUGCUCUUCUCGGUCACCGGCCUCGAGUUCGCCUACUCCGAAGCGUCGCCCCAACUCAAAUCGGUGGUUCAAGCCGUCUGGCUGUUCACUGUCGCCGUCGGCGAUCUCAUCGAUGUCGUAAUACUGUCUCUCAAUUUAUUCAGCGAUGUUGCUACUCAAAUGUUUGUCUUCGGUGCUGCCAUGUACAUCGUCAUGGCCAUAUUCAUUCUGCUCGCCGUCAAUUAUUACGAAUAUGCUCAUUAUGCCAACGAUGAUUCGGAAGCCGCCAAUGCGAUUGUUGAUACGGAUAAAAUACAAUAA